CAGCAGAAGAGGAGCUGCAUAGAAGACGAGUAGAAGAUCGUUGGUGAGGGGCGGAGAAAAUGCAGAUCUUCGUGAAAACUCUGACGGGUAAAACUAUAACCCUAGAGGUUGAAUCCAGUGACACUAUUGACAAUGUCAAGGCCAAAAUUCAAGACAAGGAAGGAAUUCCACCAGACCAACAAAGGCUGAUUUUUGCUGGUAAGCAGCUUGAAGAUGGCCGUACCCUUGCUGACUAUAACAUUCAGAAAGAGUCGACUCUGCAUUUGGUGCUGAGGCUUCGUGGUGGAAUUAUUGAACCAUCUUUGAUGGCUUUGGCCAGGAAGUACAAUCAGGACAAAAUGAUUUGCCGCAAGUGCUAUGCUCGUUUGCAUCCUCGUGCUGUCAAUUGCCGCAAAAAGAAGUGUGGCCACAGCAACCAGUUGAGGCCCAAGAAGAAGAUCAAGUAGAUGGUGAUUUUGAAGUCCUGGCAACAUGUAGCUGCUAAUGUUGAGAUCCUUAAGAAAUUAUUAGAUGUGUUGUUGGGUUGCCUGUUCAAUUUACUCUAAAACAUUGAAGGAUUUGUGUUUGAGCUAUAUUAAAGAUUUUGAGCUAUUUUCAUAUUGCUUGAUGAGCUAGAUUCUAUUGGUUACAUUAGUAUAAGCUUUGCUAGAUGUGUACUUA
Molecule: messenger RNA, 660 nt
Organism: Nicotiana attenuata
Lineage: Eukaryota; Viridiplantae; Streptophyta; Magnoliopsida; Solanales; Solanaceae
Product: ubiquitin-60S ribosomal protein L40
Exons: 5
Coding region: 60-446 (128 amino acids)
Biological process (GO): modification-dependent protein catabolic process; translation; protein ubiquitination
Cellular component (GO): ribosome; nucleus; cytoplasm
Molecular function (GO): ubiquitin protein ligase binding; protein tag activity; structural constituent of ribosome
Source: RefSeq, a predicted model, not a curated record